AUGCUUUGUCCAGAAGUUUGGAAUUUUCCACCACCAAAGGUAAUAACAGUACAGAAGAAAGAUGGUGAUUUCGAAAGCGUAUCAAAAAUAGUGAACCUAAACAAUUUUUAUAGAAGUGCAAUUAUAGUGUGUCCUGAUGAAAUUAACACACCACAAUUUAUAGAAGACGCCUUACUCGAAGAUAGUGAUUUCUAUGAAGUAUUUAACUGUCCAUUGGUAGAGUUUAUAGAUCCAAUUUUUAUACAAAAUUUCAUUAAAUCUGGUAAACUGCAUUUGUUAUCUGAUAGUAAUUGUAUUAUAGAAAACUGUGCGGCAAUUACGCCAGAUGGAAUCUUAACGUUACAUGUUCUGUCACCUCUGUAUCAAACUUUAGGCCUCGAAGGCAUAAAGUGCCGAAAUAAUUAUUAUGAAAUGAAGAUUGAUCUAAAAAAAUUAAAAAACAUUGAUAGAGUAAAAAAAGCUUUAAUAAAGAUGAAAACUCUCAACUUUUUUGUAUCUUGGGUACCAGAUACAGAAGAUGUUUGCCCUUCGUCAAUAGCUAAGUACUUAUGUGACAAGAGAAUAUUUGUUUCAUGCCAUAGUUUAGAAGUGCAAAGAUUGAAUCCAGAAAUAAAGGAAAUUCCCACAUUAGCUGAUUCAGAAAUAGAUGAAAUGGUGGAAUGGGUUGGAAUGUUAGCUCUUGGUGCCGAUUUGUCACCGACAGAAAGUUACAUUAGUACUUAUAGUGAGCCAGAAUGUGCUGCAACUAUAAAAUCAUCUAGAAUAUCAGUAUUAAUUGUGAAAGGCUUUUUGACACCCAAUUUAAUUUCGAAUACAUGCCAAUUACUAUCUGAUUAUGCAAGUUCAAGGGAAUUAGAAAAUUAUUGGGCAUCAAUAAGUAUUCAAAGCAUAGAAGAUAGUUUGUGGCAGUGGAGUACAAGUACUCUGAGAGUGUUCUGUCCGCAGAAUUGUUCUUGUAACAUUUUUUUUUCUAGAGAAAGCAGCACAGUGUAUUCUAUAGGGCAAUUAAAAUAUUCA
Messenger RNA from Brenthis ino (lesser marbled fritillary), 1017 nucleotides. The record is from the annotation of a GenBank genome assembly. Lineage: Eukaryota; Metazoa; Arthropoda; Insecta; Lepidoptera; Nymphalidae.